AUGAGCCCCGGUAUUGCACGGUGUCAAUAUUGUCAUUUCACUGUCUCGAGUUUUCGUUCUCGAUUGUGUUGUGACAGUGUCACAGUGGUGAGUGGUGAGACAGGGGUUAGUUCCAUAGAUAAAAGUUACAAAAUGGAAAUUACAAAAAUUUCUAAUGCUAUACGUUUCAAGCCUCUGUUGCCUGCUAUUGUAAAUGGAAUAUUGAUUAAACGAAGUUCCUCAAAUUCACAAUCCUAUGAUGUAGCAGUUGUUGGUGGUGGCAUAGUUGGAUCAGCAUCAGCUAGAGAAAUACUUAAAAGACAUCCUAAUCUAAAACUAGCAAUUAUUGAAAAAGAAGAUAGUUUUGCUGCCCACCAAAGUGGAAAUAACAGUGGUGUGAUUCACGCAGGUAUUUACUACAAACCAGGCUCCUUAAAAGCUAAAUUAUGUGUAAAAGGGUUAGACCUGAUGUACAAAUUUUGUGAAGAGAAAGGUAUAAAAUAUAAAAAAAGUGGCAAGUUAAUCGCUGCUACAUGUCAGCAGGAAAUACCUCGGUUAUUAGAGUUAUAUGACCGAGGUCAAAAAAAUGGUGUAAAGGAUAUAAAGUUAGUUGAUAGUAAAGGAAUACAAGAGAUUGAACCUCUCUGCAAGGGGAUAAAAGGUAUUUGGUCCCCACAUACAGGAAUUACGAAUUAUAGAGAAGUCACACAACAUCUUGUUAAGGAUAUUGUUCAGUGUGGAGGAACCAAAUAUCUGAACUUUGAAGUAAAGAAGUUUUCAGAAUCUGACAAUCCGGAUUUUCCAGUAAAUAUAUCAGAUGGAAAGAAUAACUCUAUAGCUGCAAAAUAUGUACUCACAUGUUGUGGACUACAUUCAGAUACAGUAGCUGUGUUAAGUGGUUGUUCUCCUAAUCCCAAGAUAAUACCAUUCAGAGGUGAAUAUUUGUAUUUAAAAGAAAAUAAAAGUAAUAUGUGCAAAAUCAACAUAUAUCCUGUACCGGAUCCAAGAUUUCCCUUUUUAGGAGUUCAUGUGACUCCUACAGUGGAUGGACGCAUCAUUUUAGGGCCCAAUGCAGUAUUAGCAUUAAGUAGAGAAGGAUAUAGAUGGACUGAUGUAAAUGUAUCAGAAUUAAUGGGAAUAUUAAAUUAUUCUGGUUUUCGGCAAUUAGCAAUGAAAUAUACAGCUUUUGGGUUAAAAGAGAUAGCUAAAUCACUCAUCACACCUCUUCAAAUCAAUGGUAUACAGAGAUUUAUUAAAGGAAUUCAUUAUAAAGAUAUUGAGAUAGGACCAUCUGGUGUAAGGGCACAAGCAAUGGCUGAAGAUGGAACUCUCAUAGAAGACUUUGUAUUUGAUUCUCAACCUGGAUCUGGUACAGUAGGAAGCAGAGUGCUCCAUUGCAGAAAUGCACCAUCCCCGGGGGCAACUUCGUCCCUAGCCAUAGCUAUGAUGAUAGCGGAUAAGAUGGAAAGUCAAUUUAAGUUAUAA
Molecule: messenger RNA, 1464 nt
Organism: Arctia plantaginis
Lineage: Eukaryota; Metazoa; Arthropoda; Insecta; Lepidoptera; Erebidae
Source: the annotation of a GenBank genome assembly